GUCUGGCCAGGAGCAGUUUUCUUUCAAAAACAAUUUCAAAAAGUGCUUGCAUCUCUCAAAUACGUUUGCUGAGCAUGGCUUUGAAAUACCUCAAUCAAGUUGAAGCACAAAAUAUUGACCAAGAGCUCUUCAAUGAGUAUAGGUUCAGCGUGGAUCAACUGAUGGAAUUGGCAGGUUUAAGUGUUGCCACUGCUGUAGCAAAGAGGUAUGCACUGGAAGAUAACAAAAACAAAGUUUUAAUUUGCUGUGGCCCAGGAAACAAUGGCGGAGAUGGUUUAGUGGCAGCAAGGCACCUGAAAUUGUUUGGAUUUGAUCCAGCUAUAGUUUACCCAAAACGCUCCUCCAAAGAACUUUUCACGAACCUGACUACACAGUGUGAGCGUAUGGACAUUCCAUUCCUGACAGAGAUGCCAACAAAGCCACAAAUAGAUGGGACAUACAAGCUUAUAGUUGAUGCAAUAUUUGGGUUUAGUUUCAAAGGGAAUAUAAGGUCACCCUUUGAUACUGUGAUUGAAACAAUCAAAAAUGUCAAUGUUCCAAUAUGCUCUGUGGAUGUGCCAUCAGGCUGGGAUGUAGAGAAAGGCAACCCAGAUGGCAUUAAACCUGAUACCCUGGUGUCCUUGACAGCUCCAAAACUUUGUGCCAAUUUAUUCAAUGGAUGCCAUUAUCUUGGAGGUAGAUUUGUUCCUCAAUCAUUGGCUGAGAAGUAUCAACUGAAUCUACCUGAGUAUCCUGGUACUGAAUGCUGUGUUUUGCUUAACAAUGAACAUGCUUCACAAAUAUGACUCCAGCCAUCUUUCUGUCACAGAUUAUGAGCUUGGAUUCAAAAGCAUUGGAGUCAAAAUUUGAUUGGCUAAAAGAUCUCACCGUUUGUAUUUCCUCCCAACGAUUUUGGCCAAUGACCACACAGACUUCUAUCUUUUCUAAACAGUAUUGACCAAUCAGAACACAGAGAAUUCUGACAACAAACACCAUUCACUGCUAUUUUAGGCCUUUUUGACUGUUUAAGAAUGUUUUGCCCAGACUAUCUGCGAAAAGUAUUUCAUGUCUCUAAAAAGCAAAUUUCUGACUGACUUUUCAUCCAGUUUAUCAUCUUUCAUUGCUAUUUAGUUUAAAUUGGUGUAACUGGGUGGUAUUUAAGACAGAAUAUUGCCUUCACACCAUCAAAGCUAGUCCAUAGUCAAACAUGAAGUGUUUUGAAACUGCCUGAAAUUUAAUUUGAAAAAGGGCUCUGCAAUUGAAACUUUUUGCCAUUUUUCGACAGAAUCAUACAAGAUUUUGGUAGCUAUUGUAGUGAGACAUGCUUAAACGGUCAAAAUGGGCCAAUUUUUAGUUGCAACACAAUUUUUUGUCAGAAUCCUUUGUGCAGAUUGGCCAAUACCACCAAAGGAAAAAAACAAGUUUUUAGAUCUCCAAGCCAAUCAAGAUUUGCCAUGCUGAUUUCAGAUGCUUUCUUGUUUUUCCCCAAAUGGAUCUAAGAAAACUUUCUUACCCAAUUGGAAAAGCUUUGUAAAUGAUAAAUCCCAUACACAAUUAGAGUAAAAUGCACCCUAUCCACAUCUUUUUAUUUAUUCCAUUUAGGAACGUUGAUCGAAAUUUGAUAUUUUUUGAUAAAAAUCCUGGAAUAGACGUUGCCUGAAUUAAAAACUUUGUAGCAAGUGCCCUGAAAUAGAAACUAUUUCUCUCAGAUUUAGGAAAAAGUUGAAUGUAUAAUCAAAUAAAUAAAAGAUUAUAGAAAAUAAAUCAAACUUUGCUAAAAUCUUGUUUCAACAAACUUUAAUACGAAGAUUGCACAUUUCUAUGGACAAAUGCUGCACAAUCUUGACUCGAAGUUGUGGCAUUUCGUUGUUUUCCUUAUAAUUUCAAUGUUGUGAAAAAUUUAUCAUAGUUUGAAAAUGUCUAAAAUGAUUCAAAUUUGUAAAAAAAAUAUUCUCCCUAUCGCACUUUUUAUCUAAGCGUUUUUUCUCUAGAUUCUGUCGAUAGACUACAUCAUUCAUGAACGAAAAUUUUGAAUCAAUAAUGCCAUUCCUUUUCCGUCUAGUGAAGAAGCAAUUAAUUGUUAGUUAUGAUUGGAAUUAAGAUUUCGAUUGUAGAUGCUUUUAACGACAAAGACAGGGAGUAGCCCUGUACUUUACUUAUAAAUUUCCUCAGUGAUAAGGCCACAAAAUCUAUUUUGAAUUUCUUUGGUAUUUUGGAUCCCAUAACCUGAACGAACAUCAAGAUAUAUUUGUUAACCUUCGGAAUCAGCUAAAGGUAUCAAAAAUUGGCUGAUACAGCCACGAAAGCAAUGGCUGUUUCUCCAUUAUAUCUCUGUUACUCGGCUCUGUUCUUAACUUUGUGCACGAAGCCAAAAUGUCAGUGAUCGGUUAGCAAUCUUUCAUUUGCCGUAGCUAACCCAACUAAUUGCUUAUCUAACCUAUUUUUCGUAGCUGUUUCAUGGUGUUCAUUAAGGUUAUGCGGUCCAAUGUCAAAGAUUUUAAAAAUACAUUUUAUAUGACGUCACACUUCCGAACUCCAUUUCCCAUUCUUAUUGCUUGCCCGCCAAUCACUGACAGAACACCAACACCUGCACAUCCACAGAUGCUUACAAAUUCUGUGAUCCGGUCAACAAUGCAUUGAGUGUUAUAAGUAUUAGAUCUUGUAUAGUAUCUUGCCUAUCCCCCGUUCAAAAUUGGUUAUCAAUAUCUAAAGGAGUAGAUAGCUGCAUUGAACUGGGGGGGGGGUGCCAAAUGUCAACAGUCUGUCUAUUCAUUGUAGUUUUGAAAUCUCGUGCUGUAUUAUGUAGCAACUUUGUUAUUAGCUAAUUUGUAAUGCUUUUGUUUGUUACAACAAAAUAUUUGCUGCUGAAACAAUCUCUUUUCAGUUUAACUGCAAACUGGCAAAAAUAUAACGGAAUAAUGA
Messenger RNA from Rhopilema esculentum, 2901 nucleotides. RefSeq names its product NAD(P)H-hydrate epimerase. Gene Ontology annotation, cellular component: mitochondrion. Gene Ontology annotation, molecular function: NAD(P)HX epimerase activity. Lineage: Eukaryota; Metazoa; Cnidaria; Scyphozoa; Rhizostomeae; Rhizostomatidae. The record is from RefSeq and is a predicted model, not a curated record.